AUGCCUUCAUCGCGGCCUCGUUGGAAAUAUACAGAAGACGACGUGGCCGAGGCUAUAUUAGAUAUCACCGAUAACGGCUGUUCACCCUCUCAAGCGGCUCAGAGAUGGGGAGUGCCUCGAAGGACUCUGAUCGACAGAUUUAACGGCCUGACGGCCAUGAAAGAGCAAAUUCAGCCUGGUCAGCGUUUGUCCAAGAAUCAGGAAGAUAAAUUGGCUUUCUGGAUUCUUCGUCAGGAGUCUCUGGGAUAUGCUCCGUCCCACAAUCAGAUUCGCGCUUGCGUCAUGGGCUUGUUAAGACAUCAAGGCGAACAACCAGAAUUAGGACGCAACUGGGUAGCCAGAUUCAUCGAGCGCCACCGAGACCUUAAGACUAAGAUCGGUAGACGUCAGGAAGCUAAUAGGUUUGAAUCCUUCACGCCUAAGGCGGUUCAUUGGUACUUCGAUGUCAGGGAGGGCCAGUACGGCUGGAUUCGGCCUGAGAACAUUGUUAACGUUGACGAAGGAGGCAUCAUGAUCGGUUUUGGCAAGCCGCCAUUUCUCUUUUCUCUUUAUUUUCGAAAUUUGACUAACUAG
Molecule: messenger RNA, 573 nt
Organism: Hirsutella rhossiliensis
Lineage: Eukaryota; Fungi; Ascomycota; Sordariomycetes; Hypocreales; Ophiocordycipitaceae
Product: tc5 transposase DNA-binding domain-containing protein
Exons: 1
Coding region: 1-573 (190 amino acids)
Molecular function (GO): DNA binding
Source: RefSeq, a predicted model, not a curated record